Acanthosepion pharaonis is the source of this 2484-nucleotide messenger RNA. Lineage: Eukaryota; Metazoa; Mollusca; Cephalopoda; Sepiida; Sepiidae. The record is from the annotation of a GenBank genome assembly.
AUGCUCCAAAUGCAGAAGUUCCUUCCCAACGGUGACUCGAUUGCAUUCGCACAUCGUUCGUUGUGCCACCAACCCUCCCAGCAUGGCUGGCAUAACCAGCAAUGUCAUUGGCAAGCACAAGUACAAGAAGCGUUUGAAGAAGAGGCUACUCCUUUAGAUAAAAGUAAAUGUCAUUUGGAAGUUUAUGAUGAGGAUUGCCAGUCAAGCCUCUUAGCAACAGAAGAAAUGGACAUGCCUCGUCAAUUUGAAACUGUAAUUGAUAUUGAACCUUGUGAAAUGGUGGUUGAAUCAAAGGAACCAAUGAUGAUGCUGUCGAAUAAGCACAUUGAAAAGCAAGACCCAGAAGUUUCAAAGACUGAUGUUGUUGUGGAGGAUGAUGUCAUAAAGGAUACUUGCAAAGUAUUUGAAGUUGUUCAGGCAAAGCCAAAUGUAAUAAUGACUCAGGCCAGUGAUAUCUGUCAGGCUAGUGUAUCAUCAGUUGAACUGGUAACCCAGGUUGCUGAAGAGACAGCAACCAAAUUUAUUCAAAAUGCUGAUCAUUUGACCCAGCUACCAACACAAGUGAUUUUGUCCAAUAAUCAAAUUAAGCAACUUCCAUCGCAAGUGACAUUAUCAAAUGCCCAGUUGCCUCAAGUACCAACACAAAUGGCUUUGUCACAUGCACAACUACUUCAGCUGCCAGCCCAAGUGACCCUUUCAAAUGCACAACUAUUACAAUUACCUGCACAGAUGGCCUUGCCAAGCACACAGAUGAAUCUCUCAAAUGUACAACUGGCACAGUUACCAACCCAGGUGGCUCUGUCAAAUACACAGCUCACCCAAAUUCCAACACGGGUGACACUUGCAAAUGCUCAUUUGACUGCCUUGCCUACCCAUGUAGCCCUUUCAAACCCACAAUUGUCCACCCAUUUGACUCUUUCAAAUACACAUUUGGCUCAAUUGCCAACUCAAGUGACCCUAUCAAAUACACAGUUGACACAACUACCAACCCAGGUGACUCUAUCAAAUGCUCACCUGACUCAGAUUCCCACGCAAGUGAUCCUUUCAAAUGCACACCUAACACAGCUGUCAACCGAGAUGCCUGUUCCAAGAAGUGUUGUUACCAAAUUGAAAAAUUCUGUCCAUAUGAAAACCAUGUCUCAAGAAAAUCUUUGCCCAGAACAAAUUGAGAAUAAUAAUGAUGAUGAUGAUAACCUCAAUACUGAGACAAUACCAGCCAGUAUAAAUGUUCGAAGUCGAGAACUCAUGGACAAUGCUACGUCCAAUAUGUCAAGUCUGAUGAACUUUUUAAAGGGAAAUAUUGGUACUGGUAUCUUGGCUAUGCCUUAUGCAUUUGCACAGGCAGGACUGUGGUUGGGCCUUGUUGGUAUUUUAAUCUUAGGAGCAAUAGCAACUCACUGUAUGCAUAUGUUGGUCAAUUGUAGCCAUAAGUUGUGUGAACGGACAUCUUCAGUGGCCUUGGACUAUCCAGAUGUUGUUGAAUGCUGUCUAAGGACAGGUCCCCAAAGACUUCGUUCAACUGCUACUAUCUUCAGAAAAGUUAUUUAUGUUUUUAUAACAUUUACACAAUUUGGUUUUUGCUGUGUGUAUAUCGUAUUUGUGGCCCAGAAUAUUAAACAGCCAAUUGACUAUUUUCAUACCAAGAUUGAUAUUAAAGUAUAUAUUGCGAUAACUGCGGCUCUCUUGAUCCCUUACUGUUUUAUUAGCAACCUCAAGACUUUGUCAAUCUUCUCUCUGUUGGCCAACCUUCUCACAGUUUGUGGCCUUGUCAUCACCUUCCAAUAUAUUGUCCAGAAGUUGCCUCCGAUUGAUUCAGUGGCAGCUUUCAAGCCUCUAUCCAAUUUACCUUCCUUCUUUGGCACUGCCAUUUAUUCUUUUGAAGGAAUCAGUCUGGUUUUGCCAAUUGAAAACAAAAUGCGGACACCACAGGAUUUUGGAGGAUGGACAGGUAUAUUAACCUUGGGCAUGGUCAUUGUUGUUUGUCUCUACACAUCCAUUGGUUUUUAUGGUUACCUACAAUUUGGUUGUCAUGUGGCGGGAAGCAUCACUUUAAAUUUGCCUAGUCAAUGGUUAUAUAUUAUGGUGAAACUUCUCUUAGCCAUUGCAAUCUUCAUAUCUUUUGGCAUCCAAUUUUAUGUUCCACUAAACUUAUUGAAACCAGUGAUUGGGAGAAUUGAAUCUACGAAAAUACAGAAAAUUGUUAAUUUUUUUAUCAGAAUUGGACUCAUCCUUUUUCUAUGUAUCCUUGCUCUUUUCGUACCUUACUUAGAACUUCUGAUCACUUUGAUUGGGGCCUUUGCCAGCAGUGGAUUAGCCCUUAUCUUUCCACCACUCAUUGAAAUUGUCACAUAUUCAGCUGAAGGAGAAAAAUUAUCUUGGAUUGUUUUUAUGAAAGAUAUCUUUAUCAUCUUAAUUGGUGUUCUUGGUUUUGUAACAGGUACUUACACUUCUAUAGCGGAUAUCAUCCAUAAAGUACAACUCUAA